Erigeron canadensis is the source of this 1809-nucleotide messenger RNA. RefSeq names its product indole-3-glycerol phosphate synthase, chloroplastic-like. Lineage: Eukaryota; Viridiplantae; Streptophyta; Magnoliopsida; Asterales; Asteraceae. Gene Ontology annotation, molecular function: indole-3-glycerol-phosphate synthase activity; phosphoribosylanthranilate isomerase activity. The coding region runs from base 126 to 1313 and encodes 395 amino acids. The record is from RefSeq and is a predicted model, not a curated record. The transcript has 10 exons. Gene Ontology annotation, biological process: L-tryptophan biosynthetic process.
AGUAAUUUAAUUCAGUUCUGUUUCUUUUUGGUUUAUGGUAGGGAGACCAUUCUAGCAAAUUUCCAUCUGUGACAUACACAGUUUCUAGCUACCGCUUGACCUGCAAAAAUAAUAAUAGUCACAAAAUGGAGGGGUUAAACUAUGUGACAUUUAAGGUUCAGAGUGGCUCAAUAAACCCUGCUGCUGGUGGUUCAUCUAGAUUCAAAUCUUUCAAGCUUGCAUCAGUUCAAAUGGACAGUCACAGAACCUGUCUUCCUUGUAUUAGAGCUCAGCAGUAUGGGACAAAGGAUGGGCCUUUAGUUGCUACUGCAUCCAGUGAUUCAGUAAUUGAAGAACUCAAAAGUAAAGAUUGGGAAAUAGGGGUUCUAAAGGAUGAAUUAGCUGCAACACAAGGGAUUCGGAUUAGAAGGCGACCGCCAACAGGACCUCCUUUGCAUUAUGUUGGACCGUUUGAGUUUCGGUUGCAGAAUGAAGGGAAUACUCCUAGGAAUAUCUUAGAGGAAAUUGUAUGGAACAAGGAUGUAGAGGUUACGCAGAUGAAAGAGAAAUAUCCACUAUGUUUGCUAAAGAAGGCUCUCGACAAUGCACCUUCUUCCAGAGAUUUUGUAGGAGCUCUUAAGGGGUCGUAUUUACGAACGGGUUUGCCUGGUUUAAUUGCUGAAGUGAAAAAGGCUUCACCAAGUAGAGGUGUUCUAAGGGAAGAUUUUCAUCCUGUUGAGAUAGCAAAAGCUUAUGAGAAAGGUGGAGCAGCAUGCCUAAGUGUUUUGACCGAUUCAAAAUAUUUUCAGGGAAGCUUUGAGAAUCUAGAGGCUAUAAGGAGUGCAGGAGUCAAGUGCCCUCUUUUGUGCAAAGAGUUCAUUGUGGAUGCAUGGCAGUUGUAUUAUGCGCGAACAAAGGGUGCUGAUGCUGUUCUGUUAAUUGCAGCUGUUUUACCAGAUCUUGACAUCAGAUAUAUGCUUAAGAUAUGUAAAUUGAUUGGACUGACGGCCCUCGUUGAGGUCCAUGAUGAGAAUGAAAUGGAUCGCAUGCUAGGAAUUGAUGGAAUUGAACUUAUUGGCAUCAACAAUCGUAACCUUGCAACAUUUGAAGUCGAUAUUAGUAACACAAAGAAGUUGCUUGAAGGUGAGCGUGGAGAGAAGAUUCGACAGAAAGACAUAAUAGUGGUCGGGGAGUCCGGGCUGUUUACUCCUACUGACAUUACAUAUGUACAGGAAGCUGGUGUGAAAGCGAUAUUGGUCGGUGAGUCGAUUGUGAAGCAGAAAGAUCCGAGAAAAGGAAUUAGUGAACUUUUUGGAAAAGAUAUAUCAGCUUAGGUACUUUGUUGAAACUAGAUUCAACAACUUUAGAUCAACAAAUGUUAUACAAAACAACUAGACUCAAAUUUUAUUUGUACUGCUGCUCAAACUCAUUAUAGUGCGAGUGUUGGUUAGUUUUGGUUCUAAAACAACGAAACUUAAACUGCGUGCAACUAGGGUACUAAGGGACCGAACUAAACCAACUCAAGUUUUAGCCUGGUUUUGACAACCACCAAGGCUGAGUGGAGCAUCCGCUGCAGGUUACUCACUUUUUUGAUCAUCAAUCUGCCUCAUCCCAAUAGUUCACAAGUAGGUAUGGGUCAGUGGUCAUAAUCAGUGAUGCUUCUGUCCAUGGGGGUACCUUGACCUGGGAAUUAUGCUUGGUUUCAUAUGGCCAACUUCUGCUUUUGCAGAGAUGUCUGUUUAUUGACGUUUUUGGUUAUUGGCAUGUUGUUGCCUUAGUGUUGUAAGACGUUCAAUCUGUGGAAAUGGGUGUUUUAUUAUGUGUUUUUGA